AUGAAUUAUUGUAAAAUCGACCUGGACGCUCAUUUUAAGCUGGCGAAGACCGAAGUCUUGCUCCUUUCUCUUGACCGAACAUGUGACGUGUUGCCAAAAGGCGUUCCCAGUAUCUGCUUAGUCCUCGGUGAGAUCAGUGUGUACGCCCAUCCCUUUGUCAACGAAGAUCAUUUAGGAGUCCGAGCGAAAGCAGAUAUUCAAUGCUCUCGCUUGAAAGUUUUCUACUUUUCGAGCAACGAUUUGGUCAAAAGUCCAUUCUUAUCACUCGAUUUUGUGCGGGUCUUCAUUUUUCCCGUUGAAACAAUGAUGCAGAGCGAGGUAUCUGCUGACGUUGAAAUGGAGGCGGAGUGGGUGGAGGUAAAGUGGGCUCCAGAAGUCUUGCACGCCAUCGGGGGAGCGUUAGAAUUAGGGAUAUUCACAAUGGCCUCAAGAGUGCCACCUAUGCGUCAGAUGAUCGACGUUACACAAGACAGAAUAUCUCCUGGGGAAGUGAUUGCUUUCCGGUGUGUUGCGAAGCGACUCUGUGCUAUCUUCCCAUAUGUAUACCGUGGACAACGUCGGGUUGACUGCGUCACAGUCGACACUUUCACAGUGAGCUCCGAAGCAACUACAGGAAGGCUAAGGAUUUCUAUUAUGGAUGCGAGAGCGUUUCCAGGUCAACGCUCGUCUGAUGAUAUUCAGCCAAAACAGCAGCCUUCUCCACCUUCCGACUUUGACGCCACUUACUUUGUCGCUGACUGCUUCUCGCUCGAAGAGAACCAGAUUGCUGGGAGCUUAAAAACGGUAGUCGAUCUCUUCGUGAAUGGCGUCCAAUUGGAAUGGGAUAUCUCGACACAACUGCGAAUCAUGGAGCUAGUUCGACGAAUCACGUAUUCAUCCUGGGAGAUGAUUUAUCGUGCUCGAAGUGCCUAUGCAGUUUAUUGUACCCCAUCUGACAGCAUUUACAAUCGGGUUCAUGGAUUAAACCCGCCACUUAACGAUAUUGCCGAGUGCUUGCGCUACGAAAGGCUAUUUGCUGAUCUCAUUAGUGCAUCUGGUGACAAGUUGCAUAGGCUACAUGCCACAAACCUCUCGGUCAACGCAAAUCUUUGUGAUGAAGUCGGCGUACAACUUACAGUUGGCGUAUUCGCCGGUGACGAUUUGCCCGAAGUGUGGCUGUUUGAGGAUAUUUCGAUCAAGGUGAACGCAUUCGAGAUGGCUGCAGUGGGUUGUGUUCGUGUCAGACACACGAUAGCGAGUCAAAAAGACUACGUGUUUGGGGAAUUCGAGGACAUGCUGCGCAAACGACUUCUCGCUUGCAAACGCUCGACCACGGGUCUUGACGAGACCUUAGACGAUGGCAUAUUAGUUGAGAUUAACAAGCUUCACCUUCGCACAAGCCGUGAUUUCCCACUCCAAGCACACACCAACGCUAUUCAGAGCCAUUUCGACCCUUUCAAGGAACAGCUUGGCUCAGCAGCGUCUUCGUAUUGGAGACCACAACAAGAAGUGUUCUACCAGUUCUUUUUGCGAACUUCGGUAGCUUCUCACCAGCCAGAGCUAUGGCUACGUUUGGAAGACAUUGGGUUUGAGUGUCUGGGUAACCCAUUAGACAGCUGGCUGGAGCGAAUGUAUCCUGUGUGGAUCGGUGAGUUAGCUGAGCAAGAAUUGCGAUCGCAUAUACUGGAUGAGCACUGA
Phytophthora infestans T30-4 is the source of this 1677-nucleotide messenger RNA. RefSeq lists its product as uncharacterized. The transcript is spliced from 4 exons. Bases 1 to 1677 code for a protein of 558 amino acids. The record is from RefSeq and is a predicted model, not a curated record. NCBI's taxonomy places the organism in Eukaryota, Oomycota, Peronosporomycetes, Peronosporales, Peronosporaceae.